Messenger RNA from Cheilinus undulatus (humphead wrasse), 4701 nucleotides. Its product is annotated as zinc finger protein 638-like. The transcript has 22 exons. The record is from RefSeq and is a predicted model, not a curated record. Gene Ontology annotation, cellular component: nucleus. The coding region runs from base 182 to 4540 and encodes 1452 amino acids. Lineage: Eukaryota; Metazoa; Chordata; Actinopteri; Labriformes; Labridae. Gene Ontology annotation, molecular function: zinc ion binding; RNA binding.
AGCUCAGGACUGUUCAGUCCGUUAGCUUUUUAAUCAGGACGGUUUUUGGUUUCCUGUGGAAAUUAAUGAAGUUACAGUCGGAAUAUUGACCUCCACAGCUUUGUAGCUCUCUGCUGUGACUAUUUUAAUUCAGUUCAUCUGUUCAGUUUAAGAAAAACGCCUCGAGCGUUUCUUCUCUGCCAUGUCCCACAACUACCCGUACAGACGGCCCCAGCCUGACUCCAGCCUCAGAUCUGACCCUGGACACUACUCCUCUUCAGACCGCCGUCACGCCUCUCCAGACCAUGACUUUUACCAAGCUCCUCAGGAGUCUUACUCCUCGUCCUACCCAUCAUCUUCGUCCUCCAGGGUCACUCAGUGGACGCAGGAUGGUGCCGUCAGGAUCCUGAACAGCUGCGGUCUGGAUACCAGCGACCUGGCACUGCUGGCCGAGAUGCCUGAAGACUCAUUGACAGUCGAGUCUCUGCCACAGGUCCUCCAUCAGAUCAAAGGGAAGAGAGGGACAGUCAAACAGUAUCCUCCUCCACCUUCUCCUUCAUCCUCCUCCUAUCCUUCCAGCUCCACCCGCCGACCCCACGUCAGCCCACCCACCAGUGACUGGGACCGCCCCCACAGCCAGCCACUCCAGUACCAGAUGGACCCAGUCAAACCCAGUCCUCCUCCUGAACUUGACCGCUGGGGGAACCCGAUCACCUUCAGCUCUGUGAGGGCACAGCAAGCAUUAACAGCACUUGCACCAUCAACUUCAUUGUCAUCUUCAUCCUCCAGCUACACAGUUGACCUCCAACACAGACGGGCUCCACCCGACUACGGUAAGACAUCUCGAGAUGCCAAACCGGUUUCUUUUCAAGACUACAACCACAAAUCAGGGACGCCUGAACUUAUAAAACCAGGCCGGGACAGUCGUCAGUUUUCAUCCCAGGACUACCACCACAGAUCUCCAGGAAGUAACACUAGUCUAGCAUCCAGCCAAAACUACAACCACAGACCAGGACCUUUGGACUUUGGUAAGACCGGCAGAGACACUGGUCCAGCGUUCUCCCAGGAUCGACCUUCUUUCAGCUCUGCCAGUCGAGACAAAACAACACAUCCUUCCCGCUACUCUCAGCCUGGACCAGCUGACUACAAACCACCUCCUUUGCUCCCGGUUAGCCGUCCUAAACCUCUCUGGGGGGGCAGCAGUGGACCUGAGACCUCGUCUUCAAAGACCACCAGCAGCAGCCAGCCAGGCCCCUCAAUGCCCUCCAAAGAGAACGCUCUGGAUUUCCAUGGAACAACGCCGCCAACGUACCCCUACUCAUGCUCUCUGUGUGCUAUCACUGUGAUGUCAGAGAAGGUGUGGCUGAAACAUAUAAACGGUCCUCAUCAUGCUGACGGACAGCUCAGCCUGCUGCAGAGGUUUCCCAACUGGGACUGUCGUUUGGAGACCGUGGGCAGGGCCGACAACCAAUCAGAGAGGUGGAGGGAUGACAGAAAACCCAUGGAGAAGCCCCAGACAGCCAUUCAGAGCUCUCGCUCAUCACAGCAGAAUCGAAAACCUUCAAAGAAGGCUACAGAGAAAAGUAAAGUGGUGUGUGUGAAGUUUCUGGCUCAUUCUGUGGAUGAAUCCUACCUGAGGAAACUUGCUGAACCAUUUGGAAGAAUCAUCAAGAUCCUCAUGUUUCCUUCCCUAGCGUUUGUGGAGCUGGGCUCCAUGGAUCAGGCCAGAGACAUGGUGAAGUUCCACGAAAACUACCCUCUAACGGUGAACGGGGAGCAGAUGGAGUUCAGGCUCUCAAACACCUUCAACUUCCUCCAGAGCUCUCGUGUGGUCACUUUCAUCCCGCCUCCAUCAGGAGAGGACGGUCGAUCAGAUCUGAUCAGCAUCAUCAAACGCUUCGGCUCGCCGCUCUACACGCUCUUCCUGCCCUCAAAGGUGUUUGUAGAGAUGAAAGAUGCGAGUGAAGCUCAGAAGCUGGUGGAUUAUUACUCCACCAACCGUCUGAGGAUCAACCAAGACCUCAUCCAGGUCUCCUUCUCUGGAGAAUACAACAGCCUCAUGAGGAUCCCGUCUGCCAAGAAAUACGAAGAAGAGACCGAGAGGAUGAAGAGUUCAAGCAAAGAGAUAGAGAGCAGGAGUAGCAGAGACCGGGACGAAGGCAGAAACAGAUCCAGAGAAAGGUCUACCAGGUCAAAGUCCAGGGAUAAAUCCAGCAGAGAUGGGGGGACCAGAAUCAGGUCCAGGUCUAAAGAAAUGACCAAGGAGAAAAAGUCUGAGUCCAAAGAAAAGGCCUCUCAUGAGAGAAAGUCUGAGUCUAGAGAAGAAUCCAGCAGAGAGAGGAGGUCUGAGUCUAGAGAAGAAUCCAGCAGAGAGAGGAGGUCUGAGUCUAGAGAAGAAUCCAGCAGAGAGAGGAGGUCUGAGUCUGGGAAGAAGUCGGUGAAAGAAGAGGAAACGGAGAUGCCAGUCUUCACGGAUGCCUCCUCUGGUCCAGAUCCAGUCACUGAACUAAAGCAUGAGGCUGCAGAAACCCAACAAACAGACCAGGAAGAGCCGUCUGAAGACGACAGCGACAUCGAGGGUAUGGAGGUAAUCGGAGAGGACGAAGAGGAUCUACAGGACGAGGAGAUGGAGGCCCUGGUUGGGAGUGAUGGAGAGGAGGAGGAGGAGGAGGAGGAACCUGCUGAGAAAGAGGAAUGUCCUCCAGAGAGAACAGACUCACCUGACGCAGAUAAAAAUGUGGAGUUGAAGGAAGGAGAGGAGAACGAGGAGGUGAAUGAAGAGACCGAUCAUGAGAGACAGCAGGAGGAGAAAGAGGAAGAGGAGAAACCUUUAAAGGAGGAAGAGGAGGGAUCAGAGCCCACCAGAGAAACAGAAACUCAGCAGGAGGAAAACGAGUCUGAACCAGACUUCCCCGUAGACCUGGACAGCUGCAUCACGCUGGAUGAGCUCGGGGAUGACGACUGUGAUUAUCAAGAUGAAGAAGUCAGAGCUGACCAUCAGUCUCCUUCCAGUCGGGUUCUCUACUUCAGCAACGUUCCUCUGGGUUCCUUCACAGACUCAGAAUUCAUCCGGCUGGUCAAAGGCUACGGGAAGGCGGUACGCUUCUUCAGGAUCCCGGGACGUGAGGGGGGUUUCAUCGAGAUGUCUUCAUCCUCGGAGGCCCAGAGAGCCAUUGAGGGUCUGACCGCCAAACCGCUCCGUGUGAACGGCUGCAAUAUCCACGUCCAGAUCUCUAGCAACUACUACAAACUCACUAAAGGGUGGAUGGUGGAGGACGUGGACAUUGAGGAGGAGGAGGAGAAGAACGAGAGCAGCAGGAAUCAGGGCAGCAGGCGGAGCCAGAGACUGAGCAAGAAACCUUCAGACAAAGACGAGACAAGCAGGAAGCUGUCCUCGAAGAAGACUCUGGAGAGAGAUGGAACAUCCAGAAGGAGCGAAGAGAAAGAGUCCAGAACAUCAAAGAGGAAGGCGUCAGAAAAACAGCCUGCAUCCAGGAAAUCUGCAGAGAAAACCUCUGAGAAGAAGAGUCCAGAAAAGGAAAAGACCACGAGGACAACUCGAGGGAGCGAGAAAAAGAGCAAAGAAAAAGACUCUGCAUCCACAAAGUCUGCAGAGGAUGAGAGGAAGGAAGUGGAGUCUACGACAGAGACAGACAAGAAUAAGUCAGAUAAAAAGUCCUCUCCAGAGGAAGACAAGGCAGAAAAGAAGGUCCAAGAGAAAGACUCAAAAGGUCAGAACAAGUCGACAUCUAAAACGAGUGAAGAGGAGUCCAGAACAUCGAAGAGAUGUUUAGAAAAAGAGUCUGAGUCCAGCAGAUCUGCAGAGAAGUACUCAGAGAAGACAAGUCCAGAAAAGAAGUCCAGAACGAGUCCAGAGAGCGAGUCAACCAAUAACAAGACAAAAGAAAACAAGUCAAAGACUAAACAGAACAAGUCAAAAAUGGAGGAAAUUGAGCCAAAGACAAAAGAUGACUCAAAGAUCGAAGAGAACGGGUCCGAUAAAAGCUCCAAGAAGACUCUAGAGAUGGAGUCCAAGUCCAAACAGGAGAAACCGUCUGACUCAGACUCAAAGCAGACUCCAGGAAAAGACUCUGUACAAGAAACGAGUCAGACUAAGGCGAUAAAGAGAAAAGGGAGUCAAAAAAACAACUCCGUGCCUGACAAGAAAGAAAAGAAGAAUGAGUCUCUGGGCGAGUCAGCAGAAGUUCCACGGGAAGAACAGUCACAGGUCCAGGACUCACCUGAAUCAGCCCUGAAGGAUCCUGGGAGUCCACAUCCACCAGACUCUACUGGAGAACGUGACCAGAAACCUGCUGAUCAGCUGAUGGACUCUAACGUCCCAAUUAAAGAACAAUCUGAGCCUGCAGGUGGCGCCACAGAGCUGCAGAAACCCACCAAACCUGUUGGUACGGAGUUUGUGCGUCCAGUCGUGGGUUAUUUCUGUAAUCUGUGUCAGCUGAUCUACGCUGACGAGGACGAAGCCAAACAGAAACACUGCAGCAGCCUGGAGCACUACAGGAAGUACCAGGAGAAGACGGGCAAAGAUCCAUGGGCCAGCUGAAGGCAUCAUGCGACUCCUGGUUUUAGUUCUGUUUUCCGUUUAUCUUCAGUAUUGAGUUAAUUUAAGUGAUCUGUUAAAGAUUCAGUGUUCUUGCUCUCAUUGUCCGGAUGGUAAAAAUGAGAAAUAAGCCAACAGCAUUAAUUUAAUAGAUGGAAAGUUGU